Messenger RNA from Brassica oleracea var. oleracea, 728 nucleotides. Its product is annotated as heme-binding-like protein At3g10130, chloroplastic. The record is from RefSeq and is a predicted model, not a curated record. Bases 48 to 614 code for a protein of 188 amino acids. The transcript has a single exon. Lineage: Eukaryota; Viridiplantae; Streptophyta; Magnoliopsida; Brassicales; Brassicaceae.
AAAUAGUAACCCUAUCUGAAUACUUUUUUUAAGUAAGACUUAACAUAAUGGGAUUAAUGGUUUUUGGUAAAAUCGCUGUGGAGACUCCCAAACACACGGUGGUCAAAUCCGGCGACGGUUAUGAGAUCCGUGAAUAUCCUCCGGCCGUCGCGGCGGAGGUCACUUACGACCCUUCUGAAUUCAAAGGGGACAAAGACGGCGGCUUUAUGGUGUUGGCCAAGUACAUAGGCGUGUUCGGCAAACCGGAGAACCAGAAGCCGGAGAAGAUCGCCAUGACUGCUCCGGUUGUGACCAAGGAAGGAGGAGGAGGGGAUGAGAAGAAGACGGUGACGAUGCAGUUUCUGUUGCCGGAGGUGUACAAGAAGGCGGAGGAUGCGCCGCUUCCGACGGAUGAGAGGGUGGUGAUUAAGGAGGAAGGAGGGAGAAAAUACGGCGUGGUAACGUUCAGUGGUACUGCGGCGGAGGGUGCGGUGAGUGAGAAGGUGAAGAAGCUGAGUAGUGAUCUGGAGAGAGAUGGGUUUAAGAUCACUGGAGAUUACGUCCUUGCUAGGUAUAAUCCGCCAUGGACGUUGCCUCCUUUCAAGACCAACGAAGUCAUGAUCCCUGUUGAAUGAGAAACCAUAACCAAAAAAAGUCAUAGCUUUUGGUCUCAAGAACAUAUGUUGUUCCACUUUGUGUUUGUAAAAGAACAAUAAUGUAUACACAAAUGCGAGCUUUUGAUUUUUAAA